AAUUAGAAUACACAAUAUUCUAAUUUUUUGAGACAGUCCUGUGUAUAUAUACAGGACUGUCUCAGGAAAUUAGAAUACACAAUAUUCUAAUUUCCUGACUGUCUCAGGAGACAGUCCAGUAUAUUACUAUUUUCAUUUGACUGCAACCAGGAAUGACACAAGAGCCUAUAAAAAGGUGUUUAAUGUCUGACCGCUUGUGUUGCCUCAUGAUUCACGAAAAAUAUGCUUUGCUUUAGCAUUUUAAUGCAUCCCAGGCUUUAAUGCAUCGUGAUGCAUUGCCGAAUCGAACCGAAUCGAAUCGUGGCCCUCUGAAUCGAAUCGAAUCGAAUCGAAUCGUGGCCCUCCGAAUCGUAAUCGAAUCGAAUCGUGAGGGCAGUGCCGAUGCACACCUCUAGUUACAAUGGUGCCGAAACCCGGGAUCGGCAGCGAAGGUUUCAGGGGGUGAGUGUAACAGGUACACACAGAUUCGUUGUUUAAAGGGCAACUGAGGAGCUUUUCAGAUUUCGCUCUUAAGUGUUUUACUCAGUUGAAUUGUAUUAAAUGCAUCAUUCGCUCUCUCAAAAAGGCACAUUAAAAAAAUAAUAAUAAUUGACCACGUAGUUUUUGAGUUAUGGCCAUAGCAACACCAUAGCAACGAGGGACACGCCGUCCUGCCGACCGCUACCUCAUGACGUAACUUCCAGGAGGCCUCGCCACCAAUCUGAACACGGAAAUAUAGCACCACGCUCUCCUCGCCAUAUAUUGCAAACAUUUUCUGGGUUUUACUCGCGGAAUUUGUCAUGCCAUCUCGAUGUGUAGCGAUGAAUUACUCACAGGAAGACUCGAGACUCUAGGAGUGGUCCAAAAAAACUUCUCCUGCAAAGGUUUGGACUGUUUUUGUUAGCAUGCAUACAGGUCCCCAAUCGGCUCAUUGUUUUCAUCAUUUCAGCCACGACAGCUUUGAAAACCUACAACAAUGCAACCUUGGUUUUACAAAGACGAAGCCAAACAUAAAAAAUUAAGUGGCGGAAACCCUCAACACGAUGAAAAAAAGCAUUGCAAGUCAGUCGCCACCCAGUUUCCCAAAAUCAAGAGGGAGUGGGUCGAGUCAUAUGAUAACCCAAGUGAUGCGGCGUCCAGCGAUGACGACUGAAGAGAUCCUAUGAGGCCUGCCAGAUGCUAAAUUUCUUCCGUCUGCGACAUCAGAUGACGACGACUUAGGAGAAAUAAAUAAAAGUGGUGCCAGCAUAUUACAAAAGUGUUUGAGGUAUGAUGCCGAAAAUGCGCCUGGUCUCUACCUGUGGGCAUAUCCUUUCAGAGCAAUAGAUUCAUACUACUUCCAGGAGUCUCAGUCAAGCUUUGUGAGCUAAGCUUUAAGGACUUUUCAGGUCUGUGAAAGCAGAAAAGGAUUAUACAGUGAUGCUCGGCAGACAAGACAAUCUUCUGGAGCUACAGCCGCAGACAGAAUGCCUGCGAUGUGGGAGCUUACUGGAAUGGUCAGAGGAACACCGGGUCCUCCGGGAUUGUUCAUGCUGUUCUAUAGAUGAUCACAUACUGCAGAAUGUUAGUAUUGACCAGAAGAGAAGCAGAAUCCUUUGGGCAGCUGGAAAUGUUGGGGACAUUGACUUCAUUGGCACCUCCAAGACUAAAGGAAAGUUCAUGAGGGUGCAGAGCAAUACCGACCCCGCGUAUGUCUUCCAGAUGCUGACAGAGGAGUGGGGACUAGCUCCUCCGCAUCUUGUAGUUUCACUUGUGGGAGGGGAUGAGCUUGCUCAGAUGAAGCCUUGGCUUAGGGACAUCCUCAGAAAAGGUCUUGUGAAAGCUGCACAAAGCACAGGGGCAUGGAUUUUAACCAAUGGCCUUCGAUUUGGCAUCACCAAGCACUUGGGUCAAGCUGUACGUGAUCACUCCUUGGCUAGCACUUCUGCAAAUGUUCGUGUGGUGGCCAUUGGCAUCGCACCAUGGAACAUGAUCCACAACCGAGAAGCACUACUCCGCACCAAGUUCGGUGUGCCAGCAGUAUACAAGCCACAAGACUUGCCCCAUGGGUCAGUUUAUUCUCUGGACAGCCACCACUCCCACUUUGUACUUGUGGAAGAAGAUCCAAACAGACCCGAAGCCACCAGCGAAAUAAGAGUGAAGCUGCUCAAAUACAUCUCUCUUCAGCGCACUGGCUAUGGGGGUGCAGGAAGUUUUGAGAUACCUGUUCUAUGUCUAUUGGUCCAUGGUGAACCACAAAUACUUAAGCGGAUGUAUAAAGGCAUUGGCAAUGCAACACCAUGGCUUAUUCUAGCAGGCUCAGGAGGAGUGGCUGACAUCCUCGUCACUCUCAUGAAUAGUGGCUGCUGGGAUACAGACAGUGUUCAUGAGCUGUUGCUGGACACCUUUCCAAACGCCUACCACAGCACGGACAUAAGAAACUGGGUCAAGCUGAUUCAGAAAAUACUGGAUCAUGGACAUCUACUCACUGUCCAUGACCCUGAAACUGAGAGCUCUGAGCUGGACACAGUCAUUCUCAAGGCUCUUGUCAAAGCUUGUAAGAGCCAAAGUCAGGAAGCCCAAGAUUUUCUUGAUGAAUUGAAGCUGGCUGUUGCCUGGAACCGAGUGGACAUUGCCAAAAGUGAAAUCUUCAAUGGAGAUGUUGAAUGGAAGGCGUGCGACCUUGAAGAGAUGAUGAUGGAUGCACUUGUCAAUGACAAACCAGACUUUGUACGUCUAUUUGUCGACAAUGGUGUUAACCUGGGCGAGUUCCUCACCUAUGGACGUCUACAAGAGCUUUACUGGUCCGUUUCAGAGAAGAGCCUCUUGCAUAACCUACUUCUGAAAAAAUAUGAGGAAAAGCAACGUCUACUUGGUACUGCAAGGACACCCGGGCCUCCUGGGCAGCACACGUCCGAGCAGGGCGAGCGGAAGCCCCGUUUUACUCUUUAUGAGGUGGCCAAAGUUCUCAAAAACUUUCUUCAUGACUCCUGCAAAGGCUUUUACCAAAGGAUUCCCACAGAGAAGCCAGCAAAAGGUCGACUGUUCCACAGCCAGAAGAACCUGGCUGAAUUGGAAGAACGUUGCCAACAUCCUUGGAGGGACCUUUUCCUCUGGGCUGUUCUUCAGAAUCGACAGCAGAUGGCUAACUACUUUUGGGCCAUGGGCCCUGAGGCAGUUGCUGCGGCAUUGGCAGGAUGCAAGAUUCUGAAAGAGAUGGCAAGACUUGAAUCUGAGGCUGAGUCUGCCCGUAGCAUGAAGGAGGCCAAGUACGAACAGUUUGCCCUUGAUGUUUUUGGAGAGUGUUACUCCAACUGUGAAGACAGGGCUUAUGCAUUGUUAGUAAGGAGAACACAAUGUUGGAGCAGAUCUACAGUGCUCAACCUGGCAACUGAAGCUGAUGCCAAGUCCUUCUUUGCCCACGAUGGAGUUCAGGCUCUUCUGACAAAGAUUUGGUGGGGAUCAAUGAAAACAGACACAGCCAUCUCUAAGCUUGUCGUGUCUUUCUUCUGUCCACCUCUCAUUUGGACUCACCUUAUAAAGUUCUGUGAUGAGGAGCUAGAUAAAAGGAACAGUGAUGAAGCGUUUGUGGAACUGGACAAUUUGGACACGGAGAAGGUCUUACUCUUAACAGAUGAAGAUGGUCCGUCGGACUCUUCCCCUGGCGCCCCAGCAGAUCAGAGCUGUGCAUCCGUGUGGUGGCGGUUCUUACUCCGUCGCUGGCGUCGCUUCUGGAGUGCCCCUGUCACUGUGUUCCUUGGUAAUGUCAUCAUGUACUUUGCCUUCCUGUUCCUCUUCACCUACGUGCUCCUGCUGGACUUUCUUCCACCGCCUCCCCUUGGUCCUGGAGCUCCUGAGAUAAUGCUCUACUUCUGGGUUUUCACCUUGGUCCUGGAAGAACUUCGUCAGAGCUUCUUUUCAGAUGAAGAGAUGAACAUCUUAAAGAAGUUUAAACUCUAUGUGGAGGAUAACUGGAAUAAGUGUGACAUGGUUGCCAUCUCUCUAUUUGUCGUUGGCGUUUUAUGCAGGAUGGUUGGUGACACUUACGAGGCAGGGAGGACUGUUCUGGCAAUAGACUUCAUGGUAUUCACACUACGGUUGAUCCACAUCUUUGCCAUUCAUAAGCAGUUGGGGCCAAAGAUCAUCAUUGUGGAAAGAAUGAUGAAAGAUGUCUUUUUCUUCCUCUUCUUCCUGAGUGUGUGGCUCAUUGCAUACGGGGUGGCUACUCAAGCUCUUCUCCAUCCUAAUGACCCCCGGAUAGACUGGGUCUUUCGCAGAGCCUUAUAUCGCCCCUAUCUGCACAUUUUUGGCCAGAUUCCUUUAGAAGAAAUAGAUGCUGCUCGGAUGCCUGAAAUAAACUGCACCAACGACUCAGAGGAUAUUAUCAAAGGCCUACAGCCACCAUGUCCUAAUAUCUAUGCCAACUGGCUUGUAAUCCUUCUUCUGGUCAUCUUUCUUCUUGUGACCAAUGUCCUCCUACUCAACCUGCUCAUUGCCAUGUUUAGCUACACAUUCCAGGUUGUACAGGGCAACACUGAUAUUUUCUGGAAGUUCCAAAGGUACAACCUGAUUGUGGAGUAUCACAGCCGCCCAGCACUGGCUCCACCUUUCAUUAUCAUCAGCCACCUCUCUCAGCUUCUCCUUAGCCUUGUCAAACAGCCUGAGUCUAAGCAGGAGCAUCUUGAGCGAGAGCUACCAGCUGGGCUUGACCAGAGACUGAUAACAUGGGAGACUGUACAGAAAGAGAACUACCUGGCCAAACUUGAGCGCCAACACUGGGAGAGCAGCGAGGAGAGACUUAAGAGUACAUCCUCAAAGGUCCAGAGUUUGCUGAGGAUAAUCUGUGGGGUUAAGGACCAAGAGAAACGACUUGUAUCCAUGGAGGCUCAAAUCAGAUACUGCGGCGAGGUGUUGUCCUGGAUGGCAGAGUGCUUUGCUCUAAGCACUCUAAAAUGUGGAAAAGAGGCUCCAACUCCGCCAAGCUGCAAGCUGAGUAAUGGUGCCGAACAAAGUCAACCGAAGAAAGGAACCAAAUGAGCUAAAGGUUGUUGUUAGCUUACAAAUAAUUUUAAAAAAAAGUGUAGUAUGAAAAGGAGAUAGUGAAAUUAGGAUUAAAUCAAAGUCUUAAGGUGACCUUGCAUGGAAUCCCAUCUUUUUCCUCAAUGUUUCAUGGGGAAAAUGCAUCAAUAUGUUUAACCGAAUAGAAGUUUUUUUAUCUAUGUUGUUUGAAAUUUGAUUGCAGUCGCUUUUGUAAGUCAAACGGCUUUGCAUACAAGCUGAUUAGAAAUUGGUGGAGAUGUGAUGUUACACUGUGUGUCAUGAUUCAAGUACUUGAAGGGGCAAGCAAAAAGGACAAACUAUCAUAGCUUUUUAAAAGAUAUUACAGGGAUUUUCAACACAAAUAGUCCUUGGGAAACCUGAUAAAACAACAACAAAGUUAAUGGAAAAAUAAUGUAAAAGAAAAAUGCAGGGUCACCUUUAAAGAUUAUGUGACAAAUUGAUUCUGACUUGAUGUUGAUAAAGUAUAAUUAGUAAAGUUAGACUGUUGCAUUAAGGCAUGACAUGUCUGUUACAGAUUGAAAAUUAAAAAUCUUGCAAAUGAGUAAUAAUCAAUAAAGCCUAAAAUGAUUAAACAAAUCUUAAAGGGUCUGCGCAGUGCAUUUAAAAUAAUAGUUUUCAGAAUAUAAUCCAGAUUUAUAUAAGCACGUGUACAGUAACAUU
Corythoichthys intestinalis (scribbled pipefish) is the source of this 5679-nucleotide messenger RNA. It is a transcript of the gene trpm5, whose product is annotated as transient receptor potential cation channel, subfamily M, member 5. NCBI's taxonomy places the organism in Eukaryota, Metazoa, Chordata, Actinopteri, Syngnathiformes, Syngnathidae. The coding region runs from base 1399 to 4995 and encodes 1198 amino acids. The transcript is spliced from 29 exons. Gene Ontology annotation, biological process: calcium ion transmembrane transport. The record is from RefSeq and is a predicted model, not a curated record. Gene Ontology annotation, cellular component: plasma membrane. Gene Ontology annotation, molecular function: ligand-gated calcium channel activity; calcium-activated cation channel activity.